ACCGGAACCGGUCAUAGUCUUCCGAGGACCACCGGACAGGAACGGCAAAGUUGUCCCAAAACUCGACGAUUUUCGAGGGAAAAACGUGAUAGAAUGUGUUGAAUUUGGUUUGGUGAAAAGCCGUUUUUCCGGAAGUUUAUGUUCAAUCUACCACAAAGUCUUUAUCAGUGAGUGCCAGAAAGCCCGAAAGUUUACACAAAUGCUGACGGAUAUUGUGACCAGAAGAAGAAAAACAUUUCGUGAUACCUUCCGAGUUACAGAGUGAACCAGUAGCUAUCCGAAAGAUGAAACCGAACCCCAAAAUGACCCAUCAACCAGUGGCGUGUCUAACGAUUGUUUUGCUUUAUUGUCUUUUAUCGGUGGCAGCGAUAUCGUGCGAUUCCUGCGGUCAGGAGUGUGCUUCAGCAUGCGGGACCCGACACUUUCGCACAUGUUGCUUCAACUACCUUCGGAAACGUAGCUCAACGCCACCGCUUGCGGCACCGCAAAGCGUUAAUGCUGAGUCCGUUUCAGUUCCGGUUCCCGGGAAAGGUUCGGACAGUUCGGCGGAAUCUUCCCCGAACAAUAUUGACUUGAAUCAACAACAGCAGUGGCUCAUCAAAUCCUACCUUCAGAAGUACCGAAUCCCUUGGAGUGACAUGGAUUUCCUUGGAUCCGGUAGAAUUAUGGAACCGAGCAGCGAAAACGAAGUCGAUUAUGGGGAGGCACCCGGGAAAGACAUCUGGAGCGCGAAAAUCAUUGACGAAGCUAAUAACAAACGGAAUUAUAUCGUAGCUAGUCAUGGAAGUCUCAGCGGCCGGUUCCGGUUGCCAUUGCGAUCGUCGGCCAGUGAUGAAGCGGACGAUUACGAUGGACGCAUUCCGGUGGGUGUCGAAAAUGCGGCAAUCACCAGGCCUGAAAAAGCACGUGGUUAAAACUCCUAGACAUCAGCGACUUCUCAUCGAUGAUUGUGAUUCCUCCAAAAAGGCUGGGUUGGGGGAAUUCCGAUCACCGAUACGCGAAACUACACCAGGGAACGAUCUUUAUUUUUACUCAACUCAUGUUACGAACUUUGUAAAAAAUAAAUCUGAAGAAAUGUACAGAUUUUGAAACGGGAAACGAGUCUUAUUCCAAUCAACCAGAGAAAAAAAAACAAACAAACUGAAAAAUGUGACAAAUAUCUCAACAAAAGACACUCACUAGCGAUGUGUAUAGCAAUUCUCUAUGAUUGUAUAUUUUGUUUAGGAGGCAUUGUAACUUAUGAAACUAGAUGUAACUACUGAAUUACUGUAUAAAAGUCAAGGAAAAAGAAUAAAUAAAAGCAGAGACAGUUU
Messenger RNA from Uranotaenia lowii, 1313 nucleotides. RefSeq lists its product as uncharacterized. The coding region runs from base 285 to 914 and encodes 209 amino acids. The transcript is spliced from 2 exons. NCBI's taxonomy places the organism in Eukaryota, Metazoa, Arthropoda, Insecta, Diptera, Culicidae. The record is from RefSeq and is a predicted model, not a curated record.